Candida albicans SC5314 is the source of this 2226-nucleotide messenger RNA. It is a transcript of the gene NOP4, whose product is annotated as mRNA-binding ribosome biosynthesis protein. Gene Ontology annotation, molecular function: RNA binding. The transcript has a single exon. Lineage: Eukaryota; Fungi; Ascomycota; Pichiomycetes; Serinales; Debaryomycetaceae. The record is from RefSeq and is a predicted model, not a curated record. Bases 1 to 2226 code for a protein of 741 amino acids.
AUGUCAGAAGAAGACGUUAAUAAAAGCAAUGUGAUGGUGGAAUCAGUAGAUUUGAAACAAGAAUCUGUGAAGAAUCAAGAUGAUGGUUUAGAUCGUAAGACAUUAUUUGUUCGUUCAAUACCGUUUGAAGCUACAUCGGAAGAAUUAUCUGAAUUUUUUUCACAAUUUGUGCCAGUUAAACAUGCUGUCAUAGUUACUGAUAACGAAAGAAAAAGUAGAGGUUUUGGAUUUGUUUCAUUCACUUUAGAUGAUGAUUGUUUAACAGCAUUAGUUGAGAGUAGAAAGACAAAAUUCAAAGACCGUCUUUUAAGAGUUGAUGUUGCCAAAAGAAGGGAUAGAAAACCACAAGAAGGUAAUGAACGACAAGAAAAGAGUCACGUGGAGCCAAUUGAGAAAAGAAGAGCAAGAUUGAUUAUCCGUAAUUUACCUUGGUCUUGUAAAAAACCCGAUGAGUUGAAAAAAAUCUUUAGUAAAUAUGGUGCUGUUUUUGAUGCAUAUAUUCCUAAGAAAAAAGGUGGACAAAUGUGUGGGUUUGCCUUUGUUAUUAUGAAGAAAAACUCAGCUGCUGAAAAGGCAGUCGAAGGUUGUCAAGGAUUAAAGAUUGAUGGUAGAGAAGUUGCAGUGGAUUUUGCUGUUGAAAAAUCGAAAUGGGAGCAAAUGAAAGAUGAAGAAGUAGAGGAAGAAGAAGACAAUGAGAGCAGUGAGGAAGAAGAAGAAGCAGAUUCCACAAACAAAGAUGAGAAUGAUGAAGAAGAAGAAGAUAAGGAUGAUGAAUCAGAUAAUGAUGAUGCUAGUUCAGAAUUCGAUGAAUUGAAUGAAGUGAAUUCUGACAAAGAAUUAGACAGCUUUGACGAGGAAAUGGAAGAACCAGAGAAAAAGGAGGAGUCACUGCAUCCUAAAAAGAAAAGUAACAGACAAGAACCAUUCUCCAUUUUUGUGCGUAACAUUCCAUACGAUGCUGAUACCGAAUCUUUGAAAGAACAUUUCAGCACAUUUGGAACUGUCAAAUAUGCUUUACCAGUUGUCGACAAAGAAACCGGAUUGGCCAAAGGUUCUGCGUUUGUGGCAUUUGCUAAAGAAGACGCUUAUUUGGACUGUCUUGACAAUGCUCCAACUGUUGCAUCUACUUCUAUGUUGAUUGCAGACGAUGUGUCUCCAUCAUAUGUAUACCAAGGUAGAAUUUUGUCGAUUGCUUCAGCUGUUGAUAGAGAUUCGGCUAGUAAAUUGGCUGAUAGAAACUCAUUAAAGAGAAAAGAAGCUUUGGGUAAAGCACCAGGUGAAAAAGAUAAAAGAAACUUGUUUUUAUUAAACGAAGGUAGAAUCACAGAAAAUUCAAAACUUGCUCAAUAUAUCUCAAAAACUGAUUUAGAAUUGAGAGAAAAAUCAUACAAAUUGAGAACCCAACAAUUGAAGAAAAAUCCUACUUUACAUUUAUCGUUGACGAGAUUGGCAAUAAGAAACUUGCCUAGAGCCAUGAAUGCAAAGGCAUUGAAAGCCUUGGGGAGAAAAGCUGUUGUCCAAUUUGCCACUGAGGUGAAGGAAGGCAAGAGACAACCACUUUCAAAAGAAGAGGUGAAUAGAUCUGUUAAGUUCAAACAUUCAAUUUACGGAGCUGAUGCCGAGGAAGAGAUUGCCAAAUCAAAGAAUUCAAAACAUAAAGGUGUUGUUAAACAAGCCAAAGUUAUUAUGGAAGUCAAGGGAUCAGGUGAAAUAGGUCGUAGUAGAGGUUAUGGUUUUAUAGAAUUUAGAGAUCAUAAAGCUGCUUUGAUGGGAUUGAGAUGGUUAAACGCUCAUGAGGUGUCCAUACCAGAAAUUUUAGAAGGAUUGACAGACGAAGAAAAGAAACUCGCUGAGUUAGAGGGUUUAAACAAAAGAAGACUAAUUGUUGAAUUUGCCAUUGAAAAUGCUCAAGUUGUCAAGAGAAGAAGGGAAAAGGAAAUGAUUGCUCGUAAUCAGAAUAAAGAUAACAGCAAAAAGAGAAAAAGAGAUGAUAACGAAGAAGAAGACAAUGGUGAUGCGGAGUCUACCUCAAAGGGUAAGAAAUUUGGAUCAUCUGAUAAGAAACAAAAGAAAGCUAGAAAAGGUUCUCAGAAGAAAGGUAACAUGAAUAAAGGAGCACCAAAAUCAGAAGAGCUGCAAAAAGAACCUACGAACAAAUCUGGUCUCUCAGAAAACGUGAAAAAGAUCAUUGGUUUGAAAAGAAAGAGAAGAAAGUCAAAGAAGUAA